Morchella sextelata is the source of this 1518-nucleotide messenger RNA. RefSeq lists its product as uncharacterized. The record is from RefSeq and is a predicted model, not a curated record. The transcript has a single exon. Gene Ontology annotation, molecular function: nucleic acid binding. Gene Ontology annotation, biological process: DNA integration. NCBI's taxonomy places the organism in Eukaryota, Fungi, Ascomycota, Pezizomycetes, Pezizales, Morchellaceae. The coding region runs from base 1 to 1518 and encodes 505 amino acids.
AUGGACCCAAAGAAAGUCGUCGAUGUUUUAGAAUGGACCACACCGAUAAACCUUCGUGAUGUUCAAGUAUUUCUGGGAUUUGCAAAUUUCUAUCGACGAUUUAUUCUAGGAUAUUCGAAAAUUGUUGCUCCGCUUACAGCUUUGACAAAGAAAAACGUUAAAUUUGAAUGGACGGAUGAAAGGGAGGAAGCAUUUCAAACUUUGAAAAAGAUGUUUAUAACGGCACCGAUAUUAGCUCAUUUCAAUCCGGAUCGAAAAAUUGUGAUAGAAACCGAUGCAUCCGACUAUGUUUCAGCAGGAAUCCUAUCUCAACGUGACAACGAAGGAAUCCUACAUCCAGUCGCUUUCUUCUCUAAGAAACACACUCCUGCAGAGUGCAACUACGAAAUCUAUGAUAAAGAACUUUUAGCAAUUAUACGAUGCUUCGAAGAAUGGCGACAUCACCUAGAGGGAGCUCAAUUUCCAAUUGAAGUUCUUAGCGAUCAUCGAAAUCUUGAAUAUUUUAUGACAACAAAAUUGUUAAAUCGUCGACAAGCCCGUUGGUCCGAAUUUCUUUCACGCUUUGAUUUCGUUAUACAAUUUCGGCCAGGAAAACAAGGAACAAAACCAGACGCAUUGACUAGAAGGUCAGGUGACCUACCUAAAGAGGGGGAUGAACGGUUGACGCAUCAGAGUCAAGUGAUUUUGAAGCGAAAAAAUUUGGAUAUUAAGCUAAGUUUGUUCGCGGGUUCUUUGUCAAAUGAAUCCGCUGAAGGAGCGUCUACUGUAGAGAAAUUAUUUUCAAAAGCUUACCAAGUCGAUAGUUUUCCAAAUAAGGUCCUCAACAUGCUUCGGAAUGGCAUACGCCACUCAAACAAAAUCUCGCUUGCCGAAUGUACGGAAGAUAACAACGGUCGGCUGCUUUAUCGAGGCAUGCUAUAUGUACCAGACGACGAUGACCUUCGACUAAGGCUUUUAAAAGAAUACCAUGAUAAACCAUCUGCAGGACAUCCGGGUAGAGCGAAGACUCUGGACCUCCUAAGUCGAGAAUAUUACUGGCCACAGAUGCGGAAAUUCGUCGAUCAGUAUAUUAGGAAUUGCAAUGUGUGCACCCGUAGUAAGGCAUCACACAAUGCACCUUAUGGAGUACUUCGCCCCAUGCCAAUUCCCGAUGGACCCUGGACAGACGUCUCGAUGGAUUUUGUGACUGAUCUUCCUGAGAGUGAUGGGUAUAAUGCGAUUUUGGUCGUGGUGGAUAGACUAACCAAAAUGCGACAUCUAAUACCAACGACCAAAGAGGCAGAUUCAAAGGAAGUAGCGAACCUAUAUAUCGAUCAUGUUUGGAAGCUGCAUGGACUACCAGAUACCAUUGUAUCUGAUCGAGGAACACAGUUCGUUGCAGAAUUCUGGAAGUCGCUUUGUAAUCGGUUGGAAAUAUCACCAAAAUUCUCUACUGCAUUUCACCCCCAAACAGAUGGACAAACGGAAAGAAUCCAUGCCGUAAUGGAACAGUACCUCCGAAGUUAUGUUUCCUACUAA